CCUCGGCAAUCAUAGUUAUACACAAUUACUUACAGAUCUCAGAGGAUCGUAACAAUGGUUAUCUUUUCAUCUCCAUCUCCAUCUCCGUCUCCCACCUUGGUAAGCAACCUCACCAAAUCAACCACCUCACUCCACUUCAAGAAGCUUCCUUUACUACUCCCCUCACCACCACCAUCACUACGGGUUCCACUUCUACGCUCCGGAGAUGAUGAACGACCCUCUCGAUCUUCCCGUCUCUUAGAAGUUUGCAGAGCCAGUCAAGCGGUUGAAUUGUUUCCGACGGUCUGUCCCGAGAUCGUUGUUCGGGAGGCGCGGUUGGAGGAUUAUUGGGAAGUGGCCGAGACUCACUGUAGCUCCUUCUUCCCUGAAUACUCUUUCCCUUUAGAUUUGACCCUUAGAAUUGACCGAUUGGUGGCCAUGCUAUCGGGAUUCUCUGUACCCACUGGCUGUAGAAGGACAUGUCUUGUUGCCGUUACUGGUGGCUGCGUUGAUUAUAACUUCUUCGGUGCGGAAUACUUCAAAGUUGGAAGCUUCAUUGGGAAAUUCAGCUUUAAUAAGGGAUAUGUCACUGGGAUAUUGACAAUAGACACUGUAGCUGACUUCCUUCCGCGCAGAGGACCCCUUCGCCAGAGAAGGACUGGCAUUGCAUACAUAUCAAAUGUUGCAGUUCGGGAGAGGGAUCGGCGAAAGGGGAUAGCUAAGAGGCUUAUAGCAGCAGCAGAUGCACAAGCAAGAAGCUGGGGUUGUCGUGCCAUAGCAUUGCACUGCGAUGUGAAUAACCCUGCUGCCACACAAUUGUACAAAGGCCAGGGUUUCAAAUGUAUCAAGGUGCCAGAAAGAGCAAAGUGGCCCCAACCCAAGACCUCACCGGAUAUCCAGUUCACUUUAAUGAUGAAGCUACUAACCACCCCAACACCCACUUGAUUCAUUUGUGCAGGAAUUUAAAUAUAAAAACAAAAAGAUUAUUUUGAAUUAGAUUGUGUAGAUUCCUAUAUGUAUCAAGGAACUAGUACAUAUAAUGCUGUUGUAAACUAAUGUAAAAAAGAUCAUAUGCUGUACAAUUUAAAGUCUUCGUUUGGGUACUUUAAUUUUUGUCUUGUAUUUCAGAUUCUGUAAUCUCAUCACUGAUAUCCCUGGUUUUCCUUCUCUCCCACA
This is a messenger RNA of Telopea speciosissima, 1155 nucleotides long. RefSeq lists its product as uncharacterized. Lineage: Eukaryota; Viridiplantae; Streptophyta; Magnoliopsida; Proteales; Proteaceae. The record is from RefSeq and is a predicted model, not a curated record. The transcript is spliced from 3 exons. Bases 55 to 924 code for a protein of 289 amino acids. Gene Ontology annotation, cellular component: chloroplast. Gene Ontology annotation, molecular function: N-acetyltransferase activity. Gene Ontology annotation, biological process: N-terminal protein amino acid acetylation.